This is a messenger RNA of Hyposmocoma kahamanoa, 1957 nucleotides long. Its product is annotated as N-acetylneuraminate 9-O-acetyltransferase. The record is from RefSeq and is a predicted model, not a curated record. The transcript has 10 exons. The coding region runs from base 146 to 1957 and encodes 603 amino acids. NCBI's taxonomy places the organism in Eukaryota, Metazoa, Arthropoda, Insecta, Lepidoptera, Cosmopterigidae.
UUUUUGCUUCAUUUAAAAGUAUCCGAUGUUUGUAAUACGAUGAUUGUAGAAAUUGUUCUAGUGAAUUACUGUCUAUGGAGAAAUUGAAGGUUUAACCUAGAGUAUAAUUCCUAAAUUUUAGUUUGUAUAUUUGUUUUGUUGUGAGAUGGUUUUGUACACUAAGAAAUCAUCUGCAGAAUGGUUCAUAGACCAGCUGAACGUGGAAAAUGCAAAACUGUGCGCUUUUGUACUUGUAAUAGGGUUUAUUGGAUAUCACGGCAUUUUACACCUUCGGUAUGGUCCAGACUCCUGCACUUGGCUUCUCUCUUCAGGGCGGUACAAAGGAGACCAUGAAUGGCAGCCUUAUGGCUGUAUGCUACACAGAUACUCAAAAACAGACGCACGUCGCUGCCUUCGAUAUCUCGCUUUUUGGGGGAAAUACAACAGCUUUGCCUUCAUCGGAGACUCCAGAGUGGAACAGCUGUAUGAAUACUUUAUAGGUGUCCUAAAAACCCGCCUAGACAUGGACUCGUCUUACUCGACAGUAGAUCAUCACAGCCCGAACUACACCUAUAUAGACCACAAGUUACGUCUGUCAGUUACUUUUAUAUGGUGCAAUGACGUUUCCAAGACCAUGGUAGACCAUUUUCGAUCUUGGCAGCGAUCAGACAAACCACCGUCAGUAAUUGUGGCCAGCAUUGGUUUGCAACUGUUACUUUCUAGAAAUACAACAGACUUAGCAUUAGAGGAAUAUAAAAGGAAUCUAACGCAACUAGUGCAGCCCAUAGACUUCGUGACGUCACGAGGCACUCAAGUGUUGUGGAAGCUUCUGGAACCAGUCGACUCAGGCAAAAUGAAGGGCAAGAAGAUCAGUAAUAAUGAUAUUGAUGCAUAUAAUAGAGCUUCUAUUGAGAUCCUGAGCCACAGCGCGGCGCGGCUGUGGUCGGCGCCGCGCCUGGUGGCGGCGGGGUCGCUGGCGCCCGACGGCGCGCGCCUGGGCGAGCGCGCGCUGCGCCACUGCGCGCAGAUCCUCUUCAACAUGUUCUGCAACGACCACAUGAACUUCCACGACGGCUCCUGCUGCGCCGCGCCCGAGCCGCACACGCGGCUGCAGCUCGUCACGCAGGCGCUCUUCCUGCUCUGCGCAGUGCUCGCUGGAGUUCGAGGGCUUUGGCGCGGCUCCCAAACCAUAAAACAACGAAUGGGGGGUUACACCCUCGUCCAUCAACCCAGGCCCCCCGAGCCCUCCCCCCUCUCGGCUCUGGCGAAGCUGGGCAUGAUCAUGGCGUACUUCUAUCUGUGUGAUCGAACAAAUUUCUUUAUGAAAGAGAAUAAAUAUUAUUCAGAAUGGAGUUUCUGGUUGCCGGUCGGGUAUAUUUUUGCUCUGGGAUUGUUUUUCACUGAGGACUCUAAACCUAGUAGAGUUCUCCACCGCGAGCAAACCAACGAGUGGAAGGGCUGGAUGCAACUAGUGAUAUUGGUGUAUCAAGUGACAGGAGCCAGCAAAGUGCUCCCAAUAUACAUGCUAGUCCGGGCGUUAGUGUCCGCGUACCUGUUCCUGACCGGUUACGGCCAUUUCUGCUACACUUGGAAAACCGGGGACACGGGUCUAGUCAGAUACUUUCGAGUCAUAUUUAGACUUAAUUUUCUGACCGUCGUCUUGUGUUUGACGAUGAAUCGACCGUACCAGUUCUACAGUUUCAUACCUUUGGUAUCGUUUUGGUAUACAUUGAUGUUCGUGAUUUUCGCCCUGCCACCGCACAUAACGCAAUCGUCGACGCACACUCUGGAAUCGAAGCCAUACCAGUAUCUGUACAUGGCUCUCAAGGUCAUUGGUCUGCUGACCAUCGUAACUAUCCUGUACAUGAGCGAGGUGUUCUUUCAGAAGAUUUUUGUCACGAGGCCGUGGAAGGCGCUGUUUGUGAACGCCGACGAUGAUAUCCACCAGUGGUGGUUGCAAUGGAAACAGGAUAGGUAA